Messenger RNA from Quercus robur (English oak), 684 nucleotides. RefSeq lists its product as uncharacterized. Lineage: Eukaryota; Viridiplantae; Streptophyta; Magnoliopsida; Fagales; Fagaceae. The transcript has 2 exons. The record is from RefSeq and is a predicted model, not a curated record. Bases 161 to 541 code for a protein of 126 amino acids.
UUUUUUUUUAAUUAGGACCGGUCUAAACGGGUUUGUUUUUUUUCACAGUCAGUCGCAGCAGAAGCAAAACUCACUUGCUCCUUUUUUUUUAAACCUUUCCAAGCUCCCCACCGUUUCCUUCUUCCAGAAGGAAGAGAGGAGCUUGAGCUCUGCACCGGCAAUGGUGGAAGUGUGGUGGUCCCUAUUGGGGGCUGCUAUCCCAGCAGUUAUUGCAGGGCAAGCUUUUAGAAUGAAGAAAAGGCAUGCUGAAGAGCAGAGGCUAAACAGUGCCAGGGGGAGGGAGAAGAGCUCUGAUGACAUUUUUGUUUGCGAAAGGGUAUGUACAUCAAAGAGAAUGUUAAAGAAGGUAGGUUCCUUCUCAAAGGACCCAAUUCCUGAUACCUGUGUUACUGUAUGCGGUGUAUCUGAGCUUGAUGCGUGCGCUGAUGCCUGUGCUCGCACUGUUUGUGUUAAUCAACAUCAAGUGCCUAAUUGGAAUGAUGUCUGCUUAAGGAGAUGCCAGAGUGAAUGUCUGAAACUCUCUGAUUCCCGUUCUUCUUAGUGCAAUUUUUUUCCCUCAUUUAGACAGUAAAAUUUGUGUAACCUGAGUUGGUAUCACAGUGAUGGUUGAUUCACUUUCUAGAAUGUAUUAUCUGACUCUGAAUGUUUUAGUUUACAACCAAUUUUAAGCUCCAUGAGCUAAAA